CCCUCAGGCACUGGCUGGCCUCGGCCUACCCCCCGUUUGCGGUGCCCUACUUUGUGUACGACGUCUUCGCCAUGUUCCUGUGCCACCGCGCGCGGCGCCGCCUCAAGGGCCACGAGGAGCCGCCCGAGGCGCUGGGCUCCCUGUGGGGCGCCUUCCUGCGCCGCCAGCGCCUCAUGGUGCUGCACCACGCCGCCAUGGUGCUCGUCUGCUUCCCCGUCGCCACGCUGUGGCGCGGCGGUAAGGGCGAUUUCUUUGUGGGCUGCCUGCUGAUGGCGGAGCUCAGCACCCCCUUCGUCUGCCUGGGCAAAGUCCUCAUCAUGCUGGGCCUGCAGCGCUGGUGGCUGCACAAGCUGAACGGCGCGGCGGCGCUGCUGACGUUCCUGUGCUGCCGCGUGCUGCUGUUCCCGUUCCUGUACUGGGCCUACGGCCGCCACGUGGGGGCGCCGCUGCUCGCCGUGCCCGCGCUCCUCCCGCCCGCCUACAACGCGGCGGCCGCCGCUCUCCUGGCGCCGCAGCUCUACUGGUUCGCGCUGCUCUGCCGCGGGGCCUGGAGGCUCUUGGCGCCGCCGCCGCCGCCCCGGCCGCCCUGA
Molecule: messenger RNA, 590 nt
Organism: Lagopus leucura (white-tailed ptarmigan)
Lineage: Eukaryota; Metazoa; Chordata; Aves; Galliformes; Phasianidae
Gene: TLCD3B
Product: TLC domain containing 3B
Exons: 3
Coding region: 72-590 (172 amino acids)
Biological process (GO): lipid homeostasis; ceramide biosynthetic process
Cellular component (GO): endoplasmic reticulum; membrane
Molecular function (GO): sphingosine N-acyltransferase activity
Source: RefSeq, a predicted model, not a curated record